ACGCCAUCGACAAGGUUCCCUUCACAUCUUCUCUCUUUUCCACCAUGUCCAUCACUAAAAUUCACGCUCGCCAGAUCUUUGACUCGCGCGGUAACCCUACCGUCGAAGUCGAUCUGUUCACCGCAAAAGGCCGCUUCCGAGCUGCCGUUCCAUCCGGUGCUUCCACUGGUAUUCACGAAGCAGUCGAGCUUCGUGACGGUGACAAGGCCAACUAUGUCGGAAAGGGUGUAUCCAAGGCAGUAGCCAACGUGAACGACAUCAUCGCUCCCGAACUCAUCAAGUCCGAGCUCAAAGUCACGUCCCAGAAAGAGAUCGACGACUUCCUCAUCAAGCUUGAUGGUACCCCCAACAAGGGAAAGCUCGGUGCUAACGCCAUCCUUGGUGUCUCCAUCGCCGUCUCAGAGGCUGCUGCCGCUGAGAAGGGAGUGCCUCUUUACCAGCACCUCGCCGAACUCGCGGGCGUCAAGCCCCCAUAUGUCCUCCCUUGCCCCGCAUUCAACGUCAUCAACGGUGGCUCGCAUGCAGGCAACAAACUCGCAUUCCAGGAGUUCAUGCUCCUCCCUACUGGUGCUACCUCGUUCACCGAGGCCAUGAAGAUCGGCACAGAAACCUACCACACUCUCAAGAAGGUCAUCAGCGCCAAAUACGGCAUCGAUGCCGUUAACGUCGGAGAUGAAGGAGGUUUCGCACCCAACGUUUCGGGCGCUGAUGAGUCGCUAGAGCUCCUGUCCGAGGCCAUCAAGAAAGCUGGCUAUGAGGGCAAGAUCAAGAUUGCACUUGAUGUCGCUUCCUCAGAAUUCUACAAGGAGGGCAAGUACGACUUGGACUUUAAGAACCCCAACUCAGACCCCACCAAGUGGAUCUCUGGUGUUGAGCUUGCAGACUUGUACCUUAGCUACGUCAAGAAAUACCCCAUUGUGUCCAUUGAGGACCCCUUUGACCAGGAUGACUGGGAAGCUUGGACUCAUUUCACGAAGCAGAGUGGUAUCCAGAUUGUCGGUGAUGAUCUGACUGUGACCAACCCUCUGCGUAUCAAGACUGCCAUCGAGAAGAAGGCAUGCAAUGGCCUGUUGUUGAAGGUCAACCAAAUCGGUACCAUCUCCGAAUCUAUCCAAGCUGCACAGCUCGCACAAUCUGAUGGAUGGGGUGUCAUGAUCUCCCACCGUAGUGGUGAGACGGAAAACACUAUUAUUGCAGAUCUGUCCGUUGCUCUCGGCGUCGGUCAAAUCAAGACUGGUGCUCCCGCUCGAAGUGAACGUGUCGCGAAGUACAACACUUUGUUGCGUAUUGAGGAUGAGAUCAAGGACACCGGUGCCACUUUUGCAGGAGGAAAAGGCCUUUCUGCAGGAUUGACGCCCCCUGCAUUGCUCAAAAAAUAAAUAUGUAAAGUGAUAUCUUAGGUUAGGGCAUGUUGAAGUAGACCUGCAGUAAUGUUGUUGUAUCAUCAGUAAAACAAUGCUAUCUUUAUUAGAUUCACAGAUGCACAAUGGUUACAAACACAAAACAAGUUUAACUUGAAGUCAUCGAUACCCAACAAUUGGACAUUCAAUAUGCAGAAGGUAAGUCAU
Molecule: messenger RNA, 1568 nt
Organism: Serpula lacrymans var. lacrymans S7.9
Lineage: Eukaryota; Fungi; Basidiomycota; Agaricomycetes; Boletales; Serpulaceae
Gene: eno2
Product: enolase
Exons: 8
Coding region: 45-1379 (444 amino acids)
Biological process (GO): glycolytic process
Cellular component (GO): phosphopyruvate hydratase complex
Molecular function (GO): phosphopyruvate hydratase activity; magnesium ion binding
Source: RefSeq, a predicted model, not a curated record